AGUGGGAGUUGUAGUGCAGGAAUUGUUGUCUAAGGGCUUGUUUGCUCCAAUAUGAAGAAAUUCUUCGAUGGAUUGAAGAGUGAUAUGAAGUUCAAAAGUGCGGGAGCUGGACACAAACUGAACGAAGAUACCAGGGAAAAUGUGCCUAAAGUUACAAAAGAACAACCUAAACCUCGUAGACCACCUACAGGGGAGGCACAGAUUGCAGCAGCUUCUGCUGCAAUGGCAAGAAUGGAGUCAAUGCAGGGGAGGACCAUGGGGCAGUUCAAGGAUACCACAGGCAGGAAAGAGUUGAUUGUUGAACAGAAAGAAGAGGCUAAUGCAGGUCAAAAGCUGGAUAUUGAUACUGCAAGAAAGAAGUCCAGUUCUAUUUGUACUGUCCUGUUCAGAUGCCCACUUACUGAUGAGCUGCUUAGGAAAGAGGAGCGAGAAGGCCACAUUAGAAGUAUUAUACAGAAGUUGUCCACCACAGAUCCCACAACUGCUGCCAUUUUGAAGAUUCACACAUAUAACAAAGACAGAGAAAAAGUGAAGCUUGGGACCGAGACUAUAGCUAAAUACCUGAAUAACAUUAUCAUUCACCCUGAAGAAGAGAAGUAUUGCAAAAUCAAAAUGUCAAACAAGGUGUUCCAGGAGAAAAUCAGCUGUUUAGAGGGCUCACAUGAAUUCUUUGAGGCCAUUGGGUUUGAAAAGAGGACAGUCCCUGGGCAAGAUCUACAGGAAGACUUUUUUGUGCUGGGCAGUGAUGCACUGAAAACCCUAGAUGCACUACAGGGACAUUGUGAUGCAUUGUUGAGUGCAGGGCCUUUGAAACUAAGUCUGGAAAGGCAACUGCGUAUUUUCAUGCCAUCCAUUGAAGCUGCGCACUUUGACCUUCCCAAUGACUUCUUCAACCUGACCGCAGAGGAGAUAAAGAGGGAGCAAAGAGACAGGACAGAAAAGUUGGAUAGGAAUGCAAUGCUCAGAACUAAAGCUAUGCGAGAGCGGGAAGAACAGAGAGAAAUGAAGAAAUACAAUUACUCUGUACUGAGAAUCAGAUUGCCAGAUGGAUACAUCAUGCAAGGCAUUUUCUAUGCACGGGAACGGGUGUCUGAUUUGUUUGAUUUUGUUCGUGAGCAGCUACAAAAUGACUGGCUUCCUUAUGAACUUCUAGCUCCAGGGGGUCACAAAGUAGAGGAUGAGCAGAGUACAUUGAUAGAGUGUGGGCUGGUUCCUUCUGCACUACUGACCUUUCGCUGGGAUGCAGCCGUCUUGGCUGAUGUGGAGGCUGGGGGAGGGCAGAAUUCAGUUAGUGUAAUAAAGCCAGAGCUUCUCUUAAAAGUAGAGCAACUCACAUAAUAAAUAUCUGUCACACCUGAUGUCCAACAAGGAUUUUUUGUUUGCAAAGGAAAUAGUGCUUGCCUGGAGUGAUCAGUCGUCAAGGCAUGUUGCCUUUCAGAUGCAGGUAGGCAUCAUUUAGCCAAAUUGCACACAGGCUACAGAUUCAGCUUCAUGUGAAGGCAGUUAAAGUAAUUACCAGGAUCUGUACCAAAGCAGCUUUUCAGACCGACCAAUAAUGCACGAAAUGGUUUAGUUGUAAUUAGGCAAUGUAUUUUGUAACACAUGUAUUUCUCCACUGAACUCUAUUAAUGAUCAAGAUGGUUUGUUUUGAAUAAAAGUAAUUUGCAUA
Xenopus laevis (African clawed frog) is the source of this 1669-nucleotide messenger RNA. It is a transcript of the gene ubxn6.S, whose product is annotated as UBX domain protein 6 S homeolog. Gene Ontology annotation, biological process: response to stress. The record is from RefSeq and is a predicted model, not a curated record. Lineage: Eukaryota; Metazoa; Chordata; Amphibia; Anura; Pipidae. Bases 52 to 1338 code for a protein of 428 amino acids. Gene Ontology annotation, cellular component: cytoplasm; membrane. The transcript has 11 exons.